Messenger RNA from Penicillium paradoxum, 363 nucleotides. RefSeq lists its product as uncharacterized. The transcript has 3 exons. Lineage: Eukaryota; Fungi; Ascomycota; Eurotiomycetes; Eurotiales; Aspergillaceae. The coding region runs from base 1 to 363 and encodes 120 amino acids. The record is from RefSeq and is a predicted model, not a curated record.
AUGUACCAAGAUAGAUCUCUACAUCCAAGAUCAGCGCCUUCAUUCCAACAUUCAACUUCAACUUCAAAAACGACCACUUUACUCGAUCUCCCGGGUAUCAACCCCCCAAACCCAUUCUCCAAACCCAUCCAAGCCCUCCUCUCCAACCCUCCCUCGGUAGACGAAACAGCCGCCCAGCUAGUCACCAUCGACGCCUUCUUCGCAGCCAUCGCCAGCUCUUCAACAUCCCACCAGCCCCUCCUUAACACCCUCCGCACCCAGCCACUAACAGAGCCCAAAUACAUACCCACCUCGCUCCAUACCUACUGCGGAGCCGAUAGAAAACUACACCGGCAGACCCUACCGGGGUUUAGCGCGCAAUGA